UGCUUCAAAGUGUUUAUAUCAAAAAUCCUUUGAAAAGCGAACAUAUUAUAAAACCAAAAAAUCUAUAAACAGAAAAAAUAGAAAAUCCUUUCGUAAUAAUUUCCUCAGAUUUCAUUACGGUCUUUACAUUAAAAAAAAAAUCACUAUGGUUAAGCUUUUGCACAACAUUGUCUUUGCUUGUUUUGUCCUACUAAUUGCCGCCAUUAAUAACAUUAAUGCCCGGCCGGAGACCACUGAAGCCUAUCAGAGUUGGGAUAACGUCGACUUUGACAUGGACGAUCUUCGUAAAGGCUAUUAUGAUGUUCCUUUGGAUCGUUUGCAAUUGCUAGCGGCACAGUACAGACCCAUGUCGUACUGGCGCGUACCUUCAUAUGAUGUUAUGAAUGAAUUGUUGCGUUUACCUAAAACCAAACGUGAAGCCAAAUACAAGCAAUGCUACUUUAACCCAAUCUCCUGCUUCAGAAAGUAAAUUGGUUUAUAAUUCGAACAAAAAACAAAAAAAUGCAUUUCUCUAGUCACAAU
Molecule: messenger RNA, 522 nt
Organism: Glossina fuscipes
Lineage: Eukaryota; Metazoa; Arthropoda; Insecta; Diptera; Glossinidae
Exons: 4
Coding region: 146-469 (107 amino acids)
Source: RefSeq, a predicted model, not a curated record